CGAGAGGGCGUCAUUUCCUUGUACUCACUAGUCCCCUGUUUUUCCCCACCUAUAUAAUAUCGCACAUACAAGCUCAUUCCAAAUAAACCAAUUUCACUCUAGCUAGAAAGGGUUUAACCAACACUAAAUCUUCACAAGAUGGCUAGCUUUCUUAAGCAUUCUCUCACGGUUUCCAAUCACCUAGAACAAAGAUUGUUGGCUUUUAAGCCUCAUUUCUCGCCUUUGCCUUCAAAACUCGCUUUAGACAAGCCAGCGAGAUGCAAUUAUUUGACGCAAAAACCUCUUUACAUCUCGUCGCAAGGUUCAUUGGGCCGCUUCGAUGAUUCGGAGGACUCAAGAGCUCGGUUGAUUAAAUGCGAUGCCUACGAAGCUCAUCGAAGCCAGCCCAUGGAAAUUAACAUUGAUAUUGAUGAACAGACUCGACAAGCUGCGGCUCAAAAGCUGAAAAUUGGUGUAUAUUUUGCGACUUGGUGGUCAUUGAAUGUGAUCUUUAACAUAUACAACAAGAAAGUUCUCAAUGCCUUCCCUUUCCCUUGGCUAACUUCGACUCUUUCGUUAGCUGCUGGGUCUCUGAUUAUGUUGGUUUCCUGGGCUUCAAGGAUUGCUGAAGCACCAAAGACUGAUAUGGAUUUCUGGAAAGCUCUGUUUCCUGUUGCACUAGCACAUACAAUUGGACAUGUAGCUGCAACCGUGAGCAUGUCAAAGGUUGCGGUUUCAUUCACUCACAUCAUCAAGAGCAGCGAGCCUGCUUUUAGCGUUCUGGUCUCGACGUUCCUAUUAGGCGAAUCUUUCCCAAUGCCGGUUUACUUGUCACUCCUUCCGAUUAUCGGAGGCUGUGCUCUGGCCGCAGUCACUGAGCUCAACUUUAACCUUGUUGGCUUGAUGGGGGCUAUGAUAUCGAAUUUGGCAUUUGUGUUUCGGAACAUAUUUUCGAAGAGAGGGAUGAGCAAGGGCAAGUCUGUUGGCGGAAUGAACUACUACGCUUGCCUUUCGAUAAUGUCUCUUCUGAUCCUCACACCCUUUGCAAUAGCUGUGGAAGGUCCCCAAGUAUGGGCAGUUGGCUGGAAAAAUGCUGUUGCUCAAAUUGGACCACAUUUCGUUUGGUGGGUGGUGGCUCAGAGUGUGUUCUAUCACCUAUACAAUCAAGUAUCAUACAUGUCGUUGAACGAGAUCUCGCCAUUGACAUUUAGUGUCGGGAAUACGAUGAAGAGGGUCUCUGUAAUUGUGUCCUCCAUCAUCAUCUUUCACACUCAGGUUCAACCUGUUAAUGCCGUCGGAGCUGCUAUUGCAAUCCUGGGAACUUUUCUCUAUUCACAGGCAAAAAUGUAAUCAACAGUGUGGCGAAACCAGACCCAGAAGCAUUGCUUGAUGAUUAGCUAGCUUGAAAGAGGAUUAGGAUUAUCAGUAUUUGGAGCUUAAUUGCCUUGUCACUGCUGAGAAUUUUGUAUGUAAUAAAAGAUUGUAAAUAUACGAAUUUAAUAAAAGAAUUUUUAUUUCUUUUUUUU
This is a messenger RNA of Daucus carota subsp. sativus, 1505 nucleotides long. Its product is annotated as glucose-6-phosphate/phosphate translocator 2, chloroplastic. Gene Ontology annotation, biological process: transmembrane transport. Bases 139 to 1329 code for a protein of 396 amino acids. The transcript has 5 exons. The record is from RefSeq and is a predicted model, not a curated record. NCBI's taxonomy places the organism in Eukaryota, Viridiplantae, Streptophyta, Magnoliopsida, Apiales, Apiaceae. Gene Ontology annotation, molecular function: antiporter activity; triose-phosphate transmembrane transporter activity; phosphoglycerate transmembrane transporter activity. Gene Ontology annotation, cellular component: Golgi apparatus; membrane.